Messenger RNA from Caenorhabditis briggsae, 465 nucleotides. Bases 1 to 465 code for a protein of 154 amino acids. The record is from RefSeq and is a predicted model, not a curated record. The transcript has 4 exons. Lineage: Eukaryota; Metazoa; Nematoda; Chromadorea; Rhabditida; Rhabditidae.
AUGCUUAAAUUCGCACUUUUCCUAACACUUUUUACUACGGUGGCAGCUUGGAAUCGGCAAAAUCAUUUCGGCAAUCCUUGCUACCUUUGCUCAUGUUUCACCGUUUAUACUGAUAGAGACGUGGCAGUGCCAUUGAGACCGUAUGCCAUGGCAAUUGAUGGAUAUGAUACCACUGAAGACAGAUGCCUUGCGACAUGCCAGAGAGAUAAGAGAUGCCGAGCAGCUGUAUAUGGAAUGGUUGGCGGACGAAGUGUGUUCACUUGUGAAUUCUACGAAAGAUUCAACACGAAAAGUGCUCCAGUCUACACAACAUAUGUGAACAUGUACAUGAAACGAUCCAGUGAAUGCCCACUUCCAAUCUCUCAUCUGUCGUCAAUUGAAAUGAUCCCAGCCGACAACUCUUCAUUGAAAAGACGUGCUAAGAUUGAGAAACUGAUUGGAAGAAAGAAUCCAUUUCUGGGUUAG